GAUACGACUCUCAUCCACUCAUGAAAGUUGUUUCAAAAUUUACGGCCAAUGAGCUAAAUUGUAUUCCAGAGAAUAUAGGAAAGUACAAGGCCAUGUAUAUUGGUCAACUCCGAUUUUUUGACAGCUUCCAACAUAUGGCAAUGAGAUUAGAUAAAUUAGUAGCAUGUCUAGGAGAAAACCCAGAAAAGUUCUCUCUAACUGUCAAGCACUUUACUGCAAAAGAUGAUGGUUUAGACCCCUCUCAUUACGUCUCAGCACCAGGAAUGUUCAAUGAUUCUUUAUACAAGAGUAGCGGAGCUGAACUCAAGCUUAUGACAGAUAUGGAUGAGUAUCUAAUGGUUGAGAAAGGUAUUCGAGAAGGUAUGACAUUGGCAAGUCACCAAUAUGCCAAAGUGAAUAAUCCUCAAUGUCCUAACUAUGAUCCAAGCAAACCAAUAUUUUGGACCAUGUAUGAGGACUUGAACACCUUAUAUUCAGGUACAAUGACGCAAUAUAUGCCUACAGAGAUAAUAGGCAAGGUAGGUCCAGAAGAGGUACCAGAUAUUCAAACUAUUGCGCCAAAUGCAGAAAUAGGCUAUAUGCCCGAAGUAGACUUAGAAGUUCCGGCACACUUAUAUGACUUCUUUGCAGACUACCUUCUAGUACCAGAAAAGCAAAUAGUACUUGAAAACUGGUUAAGUCUAUAUAACGCAAAAUUAGUACAAGACAAGGAAGUGGGAGGUGGCAAAUAUGUAACAGGAGAAAAGCUCGUCCAAACCCUUUAUCCUAAAAAAAACUAUGUGUUCCAUUAUCGUGCACUCCAGCUAUAUAUGAGACAAAGGCUAAAGGUUACAAAGAUCCAUGGCAUACUCAAGUUUAAGCAAUCCUCCUGGAUGAAAGAAUAUAUUGAGAAAAAUAUUCGUAAACGCAAAAUAGCAAAAGCCAAUAGUGAUGAGUUCAGGGACAAAACUAAGGGCUCAUCUAUAGAUGAAGCAGUAUGUUUAAAACCAAAGAUGUACUCUAUCCUACCAGUUGGGCAUGAUUCAAAGACUCCCGAUAAUCCUGAUUCAGAAGACUCUAAAAAGAAGCAUAAUAUCCAGAAGGCAAAGGGUGUUAAGAAAUGUGUGGUUAAGAGAGAACUUCAACAUGAUAAGUUCCUAGAAUGUCUUAGGAACAAGAAACUAACUCGGCAUGAUAUGUAUGAUCUCCCAUCUGAAAUAGUUCUCGAGGAAGCAGAAGAAAGAGCUAUGAAAGCUGGACUUCGUUUCAAGGAAUAG
This is a messenger RNA of Dentiscutata erythropus, 1256 nucleotides long. NCBI's taxonomy places the organism in Eukaryota, Fungi, Glomeromycota, Glomeromycetes, Diversisporales, Gigasporaceae. The record is from the annotation of a GenBank genome assembly.